UCUCCGAAAAGGGGAAAGCCGAAAGGAAAAGGCAAGGGAAAGACGAAGAAGGCUCAAUUUUGGAUCGCAUCAAUGGCGGAAGAGAAAAGCUUCAAGUACGUUAUCGUCGGAGGUGGUGUCGCCGCCGGAUAUGCGGCGAGAGAGUUUGCGAAUCAGGGUCUUAAGCCUGGUGAACUUGCGAUCAUUUCCAAGGAAGCCGUUGCACCUUACGAGCGUCCUGCUCUUAGCAAAGGAUAUCUUUUCCCUGAAGGAGCUGCUAGACUUCCUGGUUUCUAUGUCUGUGUCGGGAGUGGAGGGGAGAAAUUGCUCCCAGAAUGGUACACCGAGAAAGGGAUUGAGCUUAUAUUAAGCACAGAGAUCAUCAAAGCUGAUCUUGCCGCUAAGACUCUUGUCAGUGCUUCAGGACAAGUCUUCAAGUACCAAACUUUGCUAAUUGCAACUGGUUCUUCUGUCAUAAGAUUGUCAGACUUCGGGGUCCAAGGUGCAGAUGCUAAGAACAUAUUCUAUCUGAGGGAAAUCGAGGAUGCUGAUAAACUCGUGGAGGCCAUCAAAGCAAAGAAGAACGGAAAGGCCGUGGUAGUCGGUGGCGGUUACAUUGGUCUUGAACUUAGUGCAGCCCUCAGGAUUAACAACCUCGAUGUUUCCAUGGUUUAUCCCGAGCCUUGGUGUAUGCCUCGGCUUUUCACGGCCGGAAUCGCUGCUUUCUACGAGGGUUACUAUGCCAACAAGGGAAUUCAAAUCAUCAAGGGAACAGUUGCAGUCGGUUUCAGCACCAACUCUGAUGGAGAGGUCACGGAAGUGAAACUAAAGGAUGGUAGAACACUAGAAGCUGACAUUGUAAUCGUGGGUGUCGGUGGUAGACCUCUGAUAUCGCUCUUCAAAGGGCAAGUUGAAGAGGAGAAGGGUGGAUUAAAGACUGAUGCCUUCUUCAAGACAAGCCUCCCCGAUGUGUACGCAAUUGGAGAUGUGGCUACCUUCCCCAUGAAAAUCUACAACGACGUAAGGCGCGUUGAGCACGUCGACCAUUCUCGCAAAUCAGCUGAGCAAGCCGUCAAGGCGAUCAAGGCUGCGGAGGAAGGGAAGUCAGUGCCGGAAUACGACUACCUCCCGUACUUCUAUUCCCGAGAGUUUGAUCUCUCGUGGCAAUUCUACGGUGACAAUGUCGGGGAAACCGUGCUGUUUGGAGACAAUGACCCGAAAUCGCCAAAGCCAAAGUUUGGAACGUACUGGGUGAAAGACGGGAAAGUUGUCGGAGUGUUCCUGGAAGGAGGAACUCCGGACGAAAACAAGGCUAUAGCGAAACUCGCACGUGCCCAGCCCGUGGUCGACAGCCUUGACGUGCUUUCCAAGGAAGGUCUAUCCUUCGCCAGCAAGAUAUGAUUCCAGCCUAGAAGAGAGGGAGAGAGAUGGGACAUGUUCCAUUGUUUCCAGUUUCAUUGUUUGAGUUUAUAUGACGCACCUGCUUGAUUCUGAUUAUGAUUGCGAGCGAGAUAUAAUAUAAUGGUUUUGUUUCAGCUGAUUUAA
Molecule: messenger RNA, 1524 nt
Organism: Tarenaya hassleriana
Lineage: Eukaryota; Viridiplantae; Streptophyta; Magnoliopsida; Brassicales; Cleomaceae
Product: monodehydroascorbate reductase 2
Exons: 10
Coding region: 73-1380 (435 amino acids)
Cellular component (GO): cytoplasm
Molecular function (GO): flavin adenine dinucleotide binding; oxidoreductase activity, acting on NAD(P)H
Source: RefSeq, a predicted model, not a curated record